Molecule: messenger RNA, 3059 nt
Organism: Cryptomeria japonica (Japanese cedar)
Lineage: Eukaryota; Viridiplantae; Streptophyta; Pinopsida; Cupressales; Cupressaceae
Product: protein transport protein SEC23 E
Exons: 12
Coding region: 271-2574 (767 amino acids)
Biological process (GO): intracellular protein transport; COPII-coated vesicle cargo loading; endoplasmic reticulum to Golgi vesicle-mediated transport
Cellular component (GO): endoplasmic reticulum exit site; COPII vesicle coat
Molecular function (GO): GTPase activator activity; zinc ion binding
Source: RefSeq, a predicted model, not a curated record
AUAGGUUACCUACAGCCAAAAAAAUCAGAGGCUUCUCAAUAUAGAAAACCCCGAAACAGAAACAGAAAAUAACUUCACCGCUGCUGCAACAUAAAUCCCACGCAUUCUCAAUCCAAACAGUAAAAGAAAAAAUUAACACGAGUCGUGGAUCGUUCUAGGCUCAGCGGAUCCACGACAAAAACGUCUACACGAUUUUCUAGCAAACUCGAUCCUCGGACCUCCAAGAUCGAACGAAAUUCAGCAAUUCUGUAUUAAAAAUCAAUCGUAACAAUGGCGGAAUUCGCAGAUAUGGAGGGCGCGGACGGAGUGCGUAUGACGUGGAAUGUGUGGCCGAGCUCGAAGGUGGAGGCGAGUAAAUGUGUGGUGCCGCUGGCCACAGUCUACACUCCGAUUCGCCCAGCGCCUGAAUUGCCCGUUUUGCCCUACUCUCCUCUGCGCUGCAAAUCCUGCCUCUGCAUUUUAAACCCUUACAGCCGCGUCGACUACACCGCCAAGAUCUGGAUUUGCCCCUUCUGCUUCCAGCGCAACCAUUUCCCUCAACAUUACUCCAUGAUCAACGAGAGCAACGUGCCGGCAGAAUUGUUUCCUCAAUAUACCACAAUCGAGUAUGCGGUUUCCGGCGAGAAGAGCCUGCCACCCGUGUUCCUAUUCGUUCUGGAUACGUGUGUUAUUGAAGAGGAAUUAGGGUAUGUGAAGUCGGCGCUCAGUCAGGCGAUCAGCUUGCUGCCGGAGCUUGCGCUUGUAGGUCUGAUAACAUUUGGAACGCAGGUGCACGUUCACGAGCUCGGAUUUUCCGAUCUGUUUAAGACAUAUGUUUUUAGAGGAUCGAAGGAGGUUUCCAAGGAGCAGAUAUUGGACCAGCUUGGCCUCGGCGGGGCCCGUCCUGGAUUUCCUAAGGGAGCUCCGAUCGGGAUAAUGCAGGGAGGGGUUGCCAAUGGUACGACCUCUGCUGGGAUUAAUCGGUUUUUGCUUGCUGCAUCUGAUUGCGAAUACACGCUCAAUUCUCUUCUUGAUGAAUUACAAAGAGAUCAAUGGCCUGUAGAGGCAAAUAAUAGGGCAAUGCGUUGCACCGGUAUGGCACUAAGUGUUGCAGCAGGGUUACUAGGUGCAUGCGUGCCAGGAACUGGAGCUCGAAUUAUAGCUCUUGUUGGUGGUCCAUGCACAGAAGGGCCAGGCACGAUUGUCUCUAAAGAUCUUUCUGAGCCUGUUCGAUCACACAAGGACCUGGACAAGGAUGCAGCUCCACACUAUCACAAGGCUAUAAAAUUUUAUGAAAGCCUUGCCAAACAACUGGUUAACCAAGGCCAUGUUUUGGACCUUUUUGCAUCCGCUCUUGACCAGGUUGGGGUUGCAGAAAUGAAAGUAGCAGUAGAAAGAACAGGUGGCCUUGUAGUAUUAGCAGAAAGUUUUGGACAUUCCGUGUUCAAGGAUUCCUUUAAACGUGUUUUUGAUACUGGGAAUCAGUCUCUUGGUCUUUCCUUCAAUGGCACCUUUGAAGUUAACUGUUCUAAGGAUGUAAAGAUUCAAGGUAUCAUAGGACCAUGCGCAUCUUUGGAAAAGAAAGGGCCAUCUUGUGCAGACACUGUAAUUGGCCAGGGAAAUACAACAUCCUGGAAGAUGUGCGGACUUGACAAAAAGACUUCUUUGACAGUAUUUUUUGACAUUGCACCCAGUGAACGCUCCAACGCAGCCUUGCAAGCUGGAAAUCAACAAUUUUACAUCCAGUUUCAGACACACUACCAGCACACAGAUGGCCAAAGCAGGCUUCGGAUUACAACAAUUACAAGGAGAUGGGUGGAUGGCAGUGCAAGUACAGAGGAACUUGUGGCAGGAUUCGACCAGGAAACUGCUGCUGUGGUAAUGGCUAGGCUGGCUUCUCACAAAAUGGAGACAGAGGAGGAAUUUGAUGCAGUAAGAUGGUUGGAUAGGUCACUAAUUCGUCUGUGUUCUAGAUUUGGUGAUUACCGAAAGGAUGAUCUCUCUUCUUUCAGCUUGAACUCAAAUUUUGCUAUAUUUCCACAGUUCAUGUUCAAUCUCAGGCGCUCUCAAUUUCUACAGGUUUUUAAUAACAGUCCAGAUGAGACAGCUUAUUUCCGCAUGCUACUAAACAGAGAGAAUGUUACAAAUUCUUGUGUUAUGAUUCAGCCGUCUCUCAUUUCAUAUUCGUUUAAUGCUCCUCCCGAACCAGCAUUGUUAGAUGUGGCUUCAAUAUCAGCAGAUCGUAUUCUUUUGUUGGAUGCCUAUUUCAGUAUUGUUGUUUUCCAUGGUAUGACCAUUGCACAAUGGCGCAACAUGGGCUAUCAGAAUCAACCAGAGCAUGAGGCUUUUGCUCAGUUAUUGCAAGCACCCCGGGAUGAAGCGCAGGCUAUUUCUAAUGAACGAUUUCCUGCACCUAGAUUGGUUGUCUGUGAUCAACAUGGAUCGCAGGCACGCUUUUUACUUGCCAAGUUAAAUCCUUCAGCAACAUAUAACUCAGCUAAUGAGGCUCCUCCUGGAGGUGACAUAAUAUUUACAGAUGAUGUAAGCUUGCAAGUGUUUGUUGAACAUCUUCAACGUUUAGCCGUGCAAUCUUGAUACUUGUAGACCAAAUCAUAUGUGAGAAUAUAUGGAGCUGUCAGUGAGCUACAAUCUUCAAUCCAAGUUGGUUACAAGCUUCUGGGUUCGAACUGAAACUGAUUUGUUUCAUUUUCCUAAUUACGAGAAAUGUCUAUCAUUCUUUUGGUUGGAAGUACUUUCUGCCUUGCAAACAAUAAAAUAUUUGCAAGGUGGAUUUGUUUUUAAAUUUAUUGCACGAGUAAGUUUCAUAAAUUGUUUGUGGAUACAACAAAAUUGAGAAAAGUCCGUUCAGUUCAUUGUAUGGAGCAAAAGCAUUUCACAACACGGAUAGAAGGCAUUUUAGUGGAUGACAUGUUUCAUUGAUGAGCAUAUUUAUCUGUUAUCAGAAACCAGGGAUAUUGGUUUCCGUUUUGUAUUAUGAAACUCUACUCUCUAUUUUGGGGAUGCGAUUUUACUUUCUGCCUUAAUGUUAAUUUGUUCACAGGAAAAACAAGUUACUAGUA